UAAGAUAAAACACAAGUAAAAGUCAGCAAAAUAGACAUAGGGCUGAGAAUCAAGAAAAUGGGCAAGUCGUCGGCGACAAGCAAGGAUGCACAAGCACUAUUCCACUCCCUCCGUUCAGCUUACGCCGCCACUCCCACCAAUCUCAAGAUCAUCGAUCUGUACGUGAUUUUCGCUGUCGCAACGGCUCUCAUCCAGGUAGUCUAUGUGGCUCUCGUAGGGUCAUUUCCAUUCAACUCUUUCCUAUCCGGAGUGCUCUCUUGUGUAGGAACAGCAGUCCUAGCUGUUUGUCUUCGCAUUCAAGUCAACAAAGAGAAUAAGGAAUUUAAGGAUUUGCCUCCAGAACGUGCAUUUGCAGAUUUUGUUCUUUGCAACUUGGUGCUCCAUUUAGUAAUAAUGAACUUCCUCGGUUGAUUAGUUGAUUGGCGACAACAAUAUUGAGAUAGGAAAAAAGUCUUAGUAGGGUCAAGCCACAUCAACCACAUUUUAUAUUAAAGUAUUAUAUUUGUGGAUGGUAUCUGGGAUAGCUCUAUAUGAGUUUAUAGACUUUAAUUUAGAUUGAAUGUUCAAAAAGGAUGGAUCUGUCUUCAGUUUUUUCAAUGAAUGUUUUGUGAUUUAAUAAUAUGCGCCUGAUCAGAAA
Messenger RNA from Daucus carota subsp. sativus, 637 nucleotides. Its product is annotated as dolichyl-diphosphooligosaccharide--protein glycosyltransferase subunit DAD1. Gene Ontology annotation, biological process: protein N-linked glycosylation. Lineage: Eukaryota; Viridiplantae; Streptophyta; Magnoliopsida; Apiales; Apiaceae. The transcript has 5 exons. The record is from RefSeq and is a predicted model, not a curated record. Gene Ontology annotation, cellular component: membrane; oligosaccharyltransferase complex. Bases 58 to 411 code for a protein of 117 amino acids.